GGCACACAACCAACACACAGCUGACCUGCAACUUCUGCACAGAGCCACCACCACAGGAAUUCCGCGUGUGGUUGUUAGGUGAGGGCUUUGAUCGAGGGCACCUUCUCCAAACGUGCGCACUUCGAUUGUCAGUUCGCACCAAAAAAGCAUGGCAUCCAAGAACAACAACCCCGACAGCGGCGACGGCGCCGACGGCGCCACCGCCUCGCUGCUGGAGGACUUCGUGGGCUUCCUGAACGAGGCAUGGACGGCCUACCACGCCACCGCCGAGGCUCGCCGUCGCCUGCUGGCGNCGCCGUCGCCUGCUGGCGGCCGGUCCGGUAG
Ectocarpus sp. CCAP 1310/34 is the source of this 324-nucleotide messenger RNA. Lineage: Eukaryota; Phaeophyceae; Ectocarpales; Ectocarpaceae. The record is from the annotation of a GenBank genome assembly.